This is a messenger RNA of Cryptomeria japonica (Japanese cedar), 1520 nucleotides long. RefSeq names its product cytochrome c-type biogenesis protein CcmE homolog, mitochondrial. Gene Ontology annotation, biological process: protein-heme linkage; cytochrome complex assembly. The coding region runs from base 166 to 951 and encodes 261 amino acids. Lineage: Eukaryota; Viridiplantae; Streptophyta; Pinopsida; Cupressales; Cupressaceae. The transcript is spliced from 2 exons. The record is from RefSeq and is a predicted model, not a curated record. Gene Ontology annotation, cellular component: plasma membrane. Gene Ontology annotation, molecular function: heme binding.
UCAGCGUAGCGUGCCCGUCACGCAACAUGUGCCGUUGCGAGUAUACCCGUCUUCGAUGAUUCUGUAAGUCAAAUUGGGCGUCCCAGUUGAGAGGGCAGCUCAACAUGCCAUCAGAGUUUUAUCGUGGGACGAAAUUUGUUGAUCGGCCAGCAGACAAUCGCCAAAAUGAAUAUCCUCCGUCGUUCUUCUGCUUGCAGACAACUCCACAGAUCUAUCUCCCUCUGUUUCCGAGAGCCUUGCCAACAGAUUUCUUUCUGCUCAUGGUCUCAAAUGUUAGCAGAGCAGCUGAAGGUUGGAGGCGCAGCAAUUGGAAGGCAGAGCAUGAGAGGAGGAGAUUGCGUGAGAGGCAUGGCGACGAUAGGAGGGGGAAAGGGCAGAGGGAUCCCGAAGGUGGACAUCGGUGCCAGAGCGAGGAGCAACCAGAAGCGAAGGCUGUGGAUAUAUGCGCUUUCUAUGAGCGCCGUAUCGGGCUUCAUCAUUGUGGUGUUGGGUAGCUUCCAGGACCAGUUGGUGUUCUAUGUGACCCCAACGGACGCCAUGGAAAAGUUCAGCAGAGAUCCAACGAAGAACAAGUAUCGGUUGGGGGGAUUGGUGGUGGAGGGCAGCGUGAUGCAGCCGGCGUCCUCCACCGAGACAGAGUUUGUGGUGACUGAUUUGGUCACGGACAUGCUGGUGCGAAGCAAGGGCGCACUGCCCGAUCUCUUCAGAGAGGGCCACUCUGUAGUUGUCGAGGGCUUCAUACGCCCAUGGUCUUCCGAGGCCUCUUCCUCUUCCUCCGCUCGGCCCGUCACGGAAAAAGCCAGGGCAUCGGGAUUUUAUUUCUCUGCCAUUGAAGUGCUCGCAAAGCACGAUGAAAAAUACAUGCCCAAAGAGGUCGCCGCCGCCAUUGAGAAAAACCGUGCUGCCAUCGAAGCCGCCCAUUCGCCUUCUCAAGAACAACUGCAAUCUUGACGCCCUUUUCAAUUCAAUAAGUUUUUCAACACUUAACGACUCUUCUGAUACACUAAAAUGGCAUACAAUGAGAGGGGUUGCAAGACGAUCACAAAGAUCAUGACCGUCGAAUCUUUGCUGGGUUGAAAGUACUGUGGCCGUGUGGAGACUUUCCUGUCUAUCGUCAAGCAUGCUUUUAAUUCAAGUGACCAGUACGUCUACAGCUGUUUUCCUUCCUGUCACGUUUUCCUGCUCGGUACUGUUGUCAGUACGACUAGCCGUGUAAAUACUGCCUUCAAUCGCCGUUUCAUGUCACGUACUUCAUCCAAACCGGUCAACCACGGUCACAGGUUCUUGUUUUUGUUUUUUAACCGCCGUUUGCAUACCUAAAGAGGUAGCAAUUUGAAUUUGUAUGCUAGACAAGCUAUUCCCAAGGGCCCGUAUACCUAGGCUGGGACCACUAUUUUCAUAGCAGAAGUUUCUGUUUUAUUUAAUUUUUUUUAUAUUGUUUGCUAUUUAAUACAACAUGGAACACAUUUAAUUACUUUUAAUUUUAUCAUAGGGAAUAAAGUCCUAGCCUAAUUGUUAUA